Aspergillus nomiae NRRL 13137 is the source of this 366-nucleotide messenger RNA. RefSeq lists its product as uncharacterized. Lineage: Eukaryota; Fungi; Ascomycota; Eurotiomycetes; Eurotiales; Aspergillaceae. The transcript has a single exon. The record is from RefSeq and is a predicted model, not a curated record. The coding region runs from base 1 to 366 and encodes 121 amino acids.
AUGAUCUUGAGCGACUCGGGACCCUCAAACACCCCCUUCCCUAUCUCUCAUACCCCGUCACACUGCGAUAAAGAGAUCUUAAAGAUGGGUAAAGCAAAGCGUGUGAUUCUCCGUCUGCUAGAAGAUGAUAUGGAUUACCUGAAUCCUCGUGAAUUUGUUGACUUCUAUUGUGAGGAAUUCCCCUCCGAUGCAGCGUCGAACUCGACUCGCCAUUUCAUCCGCUAUCAACCACCGAAUGACGUUUCCCAGCCGAAUGCCAGGGUCCAUAUACUCAUCGACCUGGAGACACGGGAUUUUGCUGGUACCCUUAACCACGAAUUUCCGCACGAGAUUUAUGCCGUUCGCCGCGGUGCCGAUCAACCGUAA